CAGAGCUCAUAAAGGAGCAGGAGAGGGCUGAGAGGGCAGCAGUCCCCAGCUCUGCAACACAGGCAAUAGGAGGGCAGAGCACGCGGGACACGAUGAGGUUGUCCUGGCAUUUCCAGGGGUUGGUGUAUGCCUCACUCCUGCUCUUUUCACCAUGCCUGGCAUAUGUGGCUACCAAAGACAACUGCUGCAUCUUAGAUGAACGAUUUGGUAGUUAUUGCCCCACUACCUGUGGUAUUGCAGACUUCCUGAAUACAUACCACACUGGGGUAGACAAGGAACUGCAGAUUUUGGAAGAUAUCUUAAAGAAGGUUGCUAACAGCACAGCGGAAGCAAAGCUGCUUAUCCAAGAGAUCCAAAUUGGCGGCCCCGACAGAUCAAGGGACCCACAAAAACGCCAGGGUGUUACUUUAAAGUCCAGAAAAAUGAUAGAUGAAUUUCAGAAAUAUGAGAAGAUAAUUUUGGAUAAUGAAGCUGCAAUUAGUGAUUUGCAGAAUAUCUACCUGACAAACAAUAAAAAGAUUCUUUAUUUGAAAGAAAAGGUAGCCCAGCUGGAAGCGAAAUGUCAGGAGCCGUGUCAAGAUGAUGUGAAAAUAAAUGAUAAAACUGGAAGAGAUUGUCAAGACAUAGCAAACAAGGGUGCCAGAGAAAGUGGUCUUUACUUUGUCAAACCCCUUAAAGCUAAACAACAAUUCUUAGUCUAUUGUGAGAUUGAUUCAUCUGGAAAUGGUUGGACAGUGCUGCAGAAGAGACUUGAUGGGAGCUUGGACUUCAAAAAAAAUUGGAUUCAGUACAAAGAAGGAUUUGGACAUCUGUCACCGACUGGUACAACUGAAUUUUGGCUGGGAAAUGAGAAGAUUCACUUGCUAAGUACUCAAUCUUCAUUUCCGUAUGUAUUAAGAAUACAACUGGAAGACUGGAAUGGCAGAACGAGCACUGCAGACUAUGCCACAUUCAAGGUAGGACCAGAAACAGACAAAUAUCGGUUGACCUAUACCUACUUCCUUGGCGGAGAAGCAGGAGAUGCCUUUGAUGGUUUUGAUUUUGGUGAUCAUGAAAGUGACAAGUUUUUCACAUCCCACAAUGGCAUUCAGUUCAGUACAUGGGAUAAUGACAAUGAUAAAUUUGAAGGCAACUGUGCUGAGCAGGAUGGAUCUGGCUGGUGGAUGAACAAGUGUCAUGCUGGUCACCUUAAUGGAAAAUAUUACCCAGGUGGCGCUUAUUCAAAGGAAUCGACUCCAAAUGGGUAUGACAAUGGCAUUAUUUGGGCAACCUGGAAAUCUCGGUGGUAUUCGAUGAAGAAAACAACAAUGAAGAUCCUUCCACUCAACAGACUCACAAUUGGAGAAGGACAGCAGCAUCAUCUGGGUGGUUCCAAACAGGUUGGAGAUGCAUAAAAAAAUAUUUGAAAGGAGUUGCCUUCCAAAAGACUUUUAUCUGAACAGAGAAAUAUAUUCUUUUAUCUAAGCGAGCAUGGACUUGCAUUGCCAUUUCACUUUAAACAGUGAAAUAAUGUCCAAUAUUGAACUUCCAUCAACAAUUUUGUGCUUAUGAAUUUGUCUACAUAAGAGCUCAAUAAAUUUUUCACAAUGUGAUCAAUACA
Messenger RNA from Tachyglossus aculeatus (Australian echidna), 1600 nucleotides. RefSeq names its product fibrinogen gamma chain (gene FGG). Gene Ontology annotation, cellular component: fibrinogen complex. The transcript has 10 exons. Bases 93 to 1394 code for a protein of 433 amino acids. The record is from RefSeq and is a predicted model, not a curated record. Gene Ontology annotation, biological process: blood coagulation; platelet activation; protein polymerization. Gene Ontology annotation, molecular function: signaling receptor binding. Lineage: Eukaryota; Metazoa; Chordata; Mammalia; Monotremata; Tachyglossidae.